Cuscuta campestris is the source of this 3973-nucleotide messenger RNA. NCBI's taxonomy places the organism in Eukaryota, Viridiplantae, Streptophyta, Magnoliopsida, Solanales, Convolvulaceae. The record is from the annotation of a GenBank genome assembly.
AAUUGGUGCUUUCAUUGUUGUGCUCAUGACGACUCCAACACCCACACCGGAAUCCGCUUCUCCCGCUCUCACUCUAGAAGAUCUUAUGCAUGCAAUCAUGGAUGCCCGUAAGGAUUUGCAUGCAACGAAGCUGAGGGUUGCCGAGAUCACGUCCCAGCCACAUCUGGACGCUCGGAUCACCACCAAACAGCCGUGCACCAGCUGGAAACCGCCACUGUCACAGUACUCCAACUCCGUGCCCGAUUCAGUGCCGCGCAUGCGGGUUCAUGCCCCACGCUUUUCCGGAGACGACCCAACGGGCUGGAUUUUUCGUAUUCAAAAAUACUUUGAUUAUUUUUUGACGCCAGAGCCGGAAAGACUCCAACUGGUGGCUAUGUUAAUCGAUCACCCGGCAUCCGAGUGGUUUCACUACUAUCAAGCAAAUCACUGCACGGCUACAUGGGAGGAUUUUUUGUUGGCCGUCCAACAACGAUUCGAUCCCAAUUACUAUGAAAACUACGUGGGGUUGCUGUCCAAACUGACCCAGACGACGACGGUAAUGGAUUACCAGACCGCCUUUGAGGCCAUUCUCAACAAGGUCUCUGAGGUGCCCGAAUCAACCCUUGUGUCCAUGUUCGUGGCCGGAUUGAAACGACCGUUACAACGCGAGGUUAACCUUCGUAGCCCCAGAUCGCUACCGGCUGCUUUUGCCCUCGCUCGGGAGUUGUCUGCCUGUCAUGCCGAAGCUGCCACGACCUACUCCUCUAGACCCCGCCGCGCGUGGAACCCUUCCCCCGCCGCCAGUACGUCGUCUUCAGCCCCUGGGAUCUUGCCUACUCCACGGCCAGUGGCUCCAAUUGGGAAAACAGCUGAUCGUGUCACCACCCCGAACCUGCCCAUUGUCCGUCUCACCAACGCAGACAAGGCGGAGCGAAACAAGAAGGGAUUAUGCUACGGCACAACGAACUGGGUAGCCGACGCCCUAUCGCGCCGUGAGGAGGACGCCGACCCUGCAGGGCUGUUUGUGACUUAUGCACGCCCGAUUCCCUCCCUAAUGUUGGAUAUACAACGCGAGAAUGCCACGGCACCGGAACUCCAGGACCUACACGAAGCUGUACGGACAGGGGCUGCUUCCCCAGACUACAUCAUCCACGACGGCCUCCUCUACUUCAAACAUCAAACUGGGGGGCUGCUCCAACCGAUUCCAAUCCCCGAUCGCGUAUGGGAGUCUGCCUCCAUGGACUUUAUUACGGGGUUACCCCCCUCUAGGGGCUUCACAGUGAUAAUGGUUGUAGUCGACAGGUUAACCAAGUACGCCCAUUUUGGAACCGUAUGCGCUGGAUAUGAUGCCCCGAAAGUUGCUCAGUUGUUCCUCGAGGUCGUCGUCAAACAUCAUGGAUUCCCGGUUGACAUCAUAUCCGAUCGAGACUCCGUCUUUAUGAGCCUUUUCUGGCGGGAGCUGAUGCGUUUGAGUGGUACCACAUUGAAGUAUAGCACGGCUUACCACCCCCAAACGGAUGGGCAGACAGAGGUUACAAACCGCAGUUUGGAACAAUAUCUUCGGGCAUUCACCCACGAGCGCCAGCGCCGCUGGUCUUUGUUUCUCCCAUGGGCUGAGUUGGCCUUGAAUUGUUCCCACCACGACACCAUUGGCAUGUCCCCGUUCCAAGCUCUGUAUGGUCGCCCGCCGCCCUCCAUGUUUCCCACGUUGGCCGCCUAUGCUCGCACACCAGCGAUUGAGGAAUUACUUUGCGACCGGGCAACCAUGUUGGACGAAUUAAAGCUCCAGUUAGUGAAGAUGCAGCACCGCAUGCGUGCCCAAGCCAAUCAACAUCGUCGGGACGUUUCUUUUAACGUUGGGGACCUGGUGCUCCUCAAGCUCCGGCCGUACCGCCAGCAUUUGGUAGCCCGACCCGCGUCCUACAAGCUCGCUCAACGCUAUUAUGGUCCAUUUGAAAUCAUGGAGCGUGUCGGGGAGGUUGCCUACCGCUUACGCCUUCCGGAGGGCUGUCAAAUUCAUGACGUGUUUCACACGUCGUUACUCAAACCCUUCGCCGCAGCAGGUCCGACCUUGCCUCAACCAUCCCUGCCCUUGGAGUUCUUCAACGGCAGACCCAUAUCUCGACCAGCAGCUGCCCUGGAUCGUCGCACUGUUUUGGUCGAAGGUGUUCCCCAGGACCAAUGGCGCAUACGGUGGGCGGAUGGGUCGCAGGACGACGACACUUGGGAGCCCGUUGAAGAAAUGCAGCGCCACUUUCCUGAUCUCCGUCUUGAGGACAAGCCGGCUCUUAACCCCGGGGGAAUUGAUACGGCCAAGGCCCCGCUAACACAAGACGAAGGAACAAUUGCAACGCGACGUUCAUAGAGGAGCGUGGGUCCGCCACGCAAAUAUCAAGAUUAUGUUUAAUUUUAUUUUAAUAUGGCUAAUUCAUUUAUGUACUUAGAUUUUCUUUAGGUGGACGAAUUAUAAGUCCCUUCAAGGGUUUUCUUUUCGGUUCUUUCCCUUGACCCCUUUGUUGAACCGACAGGGUAGUUAACUUAGUUCUAGUAGGAUUGGAGAACUCUACAUUAUUUAAGGAGGAGGUCUCCUUCCCUUAAACUAUCAGAAUACAACCAGUAUUUUCUUUUGUUUUCCCAUCCAAAAUCAUUGAACCAAAACCAAACAUAGUGCAAAAGAACCUGCGACCCUUCGGCAGUUCGGCGACAUCGCUGGGCAGAAUUCGGCGACACUUCGCAGACGUAACUUCACAGCACCCAACCUGAGACUGAACGAGGAAGCUAGGGUUUCCCGCUGCACUUCGAGGCUGUUAUCGGCGCUGAAGCCGCUGGUGGUUUCCAAGAAUGCCAUCGCUGCGCUGAAGUUUUGUCGGCGUGGAAGUCCAAUGCCACCGCCGCCGCGCUGAAGUCCUUGUCCGGUCGGACAACACAGUACCGCGACCUAUCUACCAGUUUUAUGCAUUGGAAGGAAUGAUUAUUCAUAUUUCUGGCUGCUUUAGAUUGUUAACGUGUAUCUCUAGAAGCCAAGUUAUUGAACAGGUUUCAUAAAGUUUAUGACUUUCUAAUAAAAUUCAUAAAAAAUCUGUUAGGCCCCCAAUAGUAAUUUUUGCACAGGAAAAUUACAAACCCUCUCCAAUAUUUAACACUCACAACUUAAAAUCUAAUACACAAUUAUAUAGAUUGAAGGAUUGUGUUAUGUGAUGGAAACCUAUACCCCCUCUCUAUUUAUAGGAUCCAAUCCCUCCUCAAUUUCCUAUUCCACCGAUGUGGGACUUUGAAAUAACACUCAACAAAUCUCUCCUUAAUUCAAAGUCCUACAUCAUUUGCGAUUUCUGCAGCAAUACUCCCAUCUUCAGAAUCUUCUGUCCAGCAGUACUCUUAUCUUCAGAGGAGAUCAUCUUCAUAAGUGAUCACAUUUGCGAAAGAAGCUUCCUUCGAUUUGCCCUUCUUCUCCUUUAGGAUAUGCAAGUCUUCCUUGAGUUCUCGACAACCGUUCUUCGUGUGAUCUAACUUUUCACAGUAAUAGCACCUAACAGUGCUCAUGUCUCUCAGCUGAGAUCUUCUCCCAAGUUGGUCACUCUUCUUCUUCCUCCCUUUCUCAACACUCAGAGCAGCUAGUUAAUGACUGUAACCGGAAGACUCUUCACCUCCCAUCAUCCUUUGACUCUCCUUCAAGGCAGUCGUCACCUCAUCUAGUCGCAGUGUAAUGGUAAAGUGUUCCAACAUGCAAGUUAGUUUUGUUGUUAGCCUUUGGAUUCUUCUGUCUAAUAUUCUGGCUUGUGCUGUUUUAUAUGGUGUAGAAUGCAAAAAAUGAGGCGGAUGCGGUGGCCGAUAGACUUGAAGGGACUCAAUCUAAAGUUAAAGCUUUGCGAUCUAUGACACAAAGAAAGAAUGGUUUUGACCCUGAAUGAAAUGGUUUGUUAGAUUGUUACUACGGUGUUUGUAAUGGAUAUGCGCAAAAAGAAUGCUAUGUUUGGAUCCCCUUAUGGCCUUAUAA